Ceratitis capitata (Mediterranean fruit fly) is the source of this 1632-nucleotide messenger RNA. RefSeq names its product carbonic anhydrase 2 (gene CAH9). The transcript has 7 exons. Gene Ontology annotation, molecular function: carbonate dehydratase activity; zinc ion binding. The coding region runs from base 395 to 1324 and encodes 309 amino acids. Lineage: Eukaryota; Metazoa; Arthropoda; Insecta; Diptera; Tephritidae. Gene Ontology annotation, cellular component: cytoplasm. The record is from RefSeq and is a predicted model, not a curated record.
GAUGUGAUUUCAGUUGGGAAGUUGCCACCCAACGGUGCGGUGCUAUUACUCCGGGUUUCCUCGUACAGAACAAACAAACAUACAUAUCUACAAACAUAUCUACCGGCAUAUGUUCGCACACACAUACAUACAUACAUAUAUGUGUAUGAAUUUCGAUAUUUAUUAUUUACCUUCCCUUCCUCCGCUUGGCGCUAUCGUUAAGGUGCUACUACUGACUGCUACUUACUGAUCACUUUCACGCGCGACGAUCGUUGGUACGAUUUUUAGUUUGUCACAAGAUUUCGCACAGUGACAUUCGUAAUUAUUGUAUGUAUUCAUAACAAUUGCACUGCAACAACGGUGGUACGAGUAGAGAACACGAAUUUUUGUAUUAAACGAAUCAAACGAAAAAAAAAUGAAAGUGUUUUUAGUGUUGGCUGUAUUUUGUGUGCUCUACCAAGCAACUACCGCCUCACGCUUUGGCUACUCAGAACCGAAUCAACGUCGUUGGGCGCGACACCAUGGCCAUUGCGCUGGAAAAACACAAUCACCGAUCGCCGUACACUCGGCUAAAUCUAUUCCACUGAAUAUGCCAGCAGUCGAUAUGAUUGGUUAUCAUAAUUUGCUGCCACAUCCACUUGUAAUGGUCAACAAUGGACACACAGUCGCCAUCAGCAUACCCAAACUCACAGAAGAGCAGAAGGCAAACGGCGAUUUUAUGCCAUAUGCGCGUGGCGGCAAGCUGCCGGGCGAUUUCGAAGUGGAGAGUUUACACUUCCAUUGGGGCGAUAAGAACAAUCGUGGCGCUGAGCAUGUGAUCAACGACAUCCGCUAUACCAUGGAGAUGCAUAUUGUGCAUCGUAAUAAAAAAUAUGCAACACUUACCGAUGCUUUGGAAUACGCGGAUGGUGCUGCUGUAUUGGGGUUCUUUUUCAAUUUGGACGAAGAUGAAGGUCCUGGAUUAACGUCAAUAUGUCGCCAUUUGCAUUUGAUACCGGAAGCGAAUGACGCUGUAAAUUUAACAGUUACCUUCUCAUUGGCCUCUCUGAUUGCUAACGUUGAUGUAGAUAAAUUUUAUACGUACAAGGGCUCACUCACAACACCACCUUGCUCGGAGGCCAUCACUUGGGUGCUUUAUCCCGAUCCCAUACCAAUUUCACCUAAACAAAUAGCACGCUUCCGUCAACUGCAAGAUACACAAGAUGGCGCGCUAGUCGAUAACUUCCGUCAAUUACAAUCGGUUGGCAAUCGUCGUGUUUUCAUGCGUAACGGUAAUACGAGACAUACACACGUGGACGCUUUGAAGAAGGAAUUGGAUUAUAAGAAAUGGGAUUGGUACAAUUGAUUAAGUGGCCGAAUUAUAAUUAAACAACGUGUCAUAUUUGCUUGGGGAAUUUUAAAAACGAGCUAACAUUAGCUUUCGCCUAUGCUUUUUCUUAGCGGCUAAGAUAACUAAUUUAACGUUCAAUUUAUGAUCUAUUUACGUACUUAAUUACACAUUGUUGGGCUUUUGUAUGUAUGUUUGGCAUUUUUGUGCAUUUACUCAUUAUAUAUUAUAUAUAUACAUAUUAACAUAUGUCUUUAUUGUAACUAAAUAGUCGCAUGUAAAGUAGUAAAUGUAAUUCAUAUGUAAAUGUAUAUUAAAUAUAUAGU